CCCACACUCUUGUAUUUUGGUUUCUCCAACGUUGUUGUUUGUUACUCAUAUAAAAGUUAAAACAAUGUGAUCUUCCUACAUUAUUACAUUGUAACAUGUUCUAUUAUUCCUCAAAACUCUUGUCUUCUUCCUUUCCAAACUUGUCACUUUCCUUGUUCCUCAAGAGAAUGAUUUCUAACACUCCUUUACACUCCUUUGUAAAAUCUCCAAUAUCUCUGCUUGAAACUUGCAACACCAUGUAUGAAAUAAACCAAAUUCACUCACAAACAAUUAAAACGGGUCUCUCUUCAAACCAUUUGUUUCUAACCAAAGUUAUAAUCUUCUGUUGCACGAAGGAAUCAGGGGAUGUUUAUUAUGCACGUAAAGUGUUUGAUGAAAUUCCACAACCAAGUGUUUUCAUUUGGAAUACUAUGAUCAAAGGGUAUUCUAGGAUAAACUGUUCUGAGAGUGGAGUUUCGUUGUAUAAACUAAUGUUGGUUCAUAAUAUUAAGCCUGAUGGUUUUACAUUUCCAUUUUUGUUGAAGGGUUUUACGAAAGAUAUGGCUUUGAAGUAUGGGAAAGUGUUGCUUAACCAUGCAGUGAUACAUGGUUUUUUGGAUUCUAAUUUGUUUGUUCAAAAGGGUUUCAUACAUUUGUUUUCGUUAUGCGGGCUAGUGAAUUAUGCGCGGAAGAUUUUUGACAUGGGUGAUGGAUGGGAAGUGGUGACAUGGAAUGUAGUGUUAUCUGGGUACAAUAGGUUUAAGCGAUAUGAGGAAUCGAAGAGGCUUUUUAUCGAGAUGGAGAAGAAAUGUGAAUGCGUAUCGCCUAAUUCAGUUACUCUAGUUUUGAUGCUUUCGGCGUGUUCUAAAUUGAAGGAUUUAGUUGGGGGGAAGUGCAUUUAUAAUAAGUAUAUCAAAGAAGGUAUUGUUGAACCUAACCUCAUAUUGGAAAAUGCCUUGAUUGAUAUGUUUGCAUCUUGUGGAGAAAUGGAUGCUGCACGAGGUGUUUUUGACGAAAUGAAGACUCGAGAUGUAAUUUCUUGGACUUCCAUUGUUACUGGCUUUGCAAAUACUUGUCGGAUUGAUUUAGCACGGAAAUAUUUUGAUCAAAUGCCUGAAAGAGAUUACGUUUCUUGGACUGCUAUGAUUGAUGGAUACCUUAGAAUGAACCGUUUCAAAGAGGUUUUGACGCUUUUCCGCGACAUGCAAAUGUCGAAUGUGAAACCUGAUGAAUUCACCAUGGUUAGUAUUCUAACAGCCUGUGCACACCUUGGAGCACUUGAACUAGGGGAAUGGGCAAAGACUUAUAUUGAUAAAAACAAGAUUAAAAAUGACACUUUCAUUGGGAAUGCUCUAAUAGACAUGUACUUUAAAUGUGGGAAUGUUGAGAAAGCAAAGAAAAUAUUCAAUGAAAUGCAGAAGAAAGAUAAAUUUACAUGGACAGCAAUGAUAGUUGGUCUUGCUAACAAUGGCCAUGGUGAAGAAGCUCUUACUAUGUUUUCUUAUAUGCUAGAAGCAUCAGUUACGCCAGAUGAGAUCACCUAUAUUGGAGUCAUGUGUGCGUGUACGCAUGUAGGCUUGGUCGCGAAAGGAAAACACUUUUUCUCCAACAUGGCUGUCCAACACGGAAUUAAACCUAAUCUGACACAUUAUGGAUGCAUGGUUGAUCUUCUCGGUCGAGCCGGGCAUUUAAAAGAAGCCCUUGAAGUCAUUAUGAACAUGCCUGUAAAACCAAAUUCAAUUGUUUGGGGAUCACUACUUGGUGCUUGUAGAGUUCACAAAAAUGUUCAACUAGCAGAAAUGGCAGCUAACGAAAUACUUGAGUUAGAGCCUGAGAACGGAGCUGUUUAUGUCCUGUUGUGUAACAUAUAUGCCGCAUGCAAGAAAUGGAAAAAUUUGCAUAAUGUAAGGAAAAUGAUGAUGGAGAGAGGAAUUAAGAAAAUACCUGGUUGUAGUUUGAUGGAAAUGAAUGGUAUUGUUUAUGAAUUUGUUGCUGGAGAUAAGUCACAUCCUCAAUCUAAAGAGAUAUAUGCAAAAUUAGAAAACAUGAAGCAAGAUUUGAGUAAUGCAGGGUAUUCGCCUGAUACAUCAGAGGUUUUUCUUGAUGUAGGGGAAGAGGACAAAGAAACUGCACUUUACAUGCAUAGUGAGAAAUUGGCUAUUGCUUAUGCUCUUAUUAGUUCAGGAAAGGGAGUUACUAUAAGAAUAGUUAAGAACCUUAGAAUGUGUGUGGACUGUCACCAUAUGGCAAUGGUUGUUUCAAAGGUUUACAAUAGGGAACUAAUAGUUAGAGAUAAAACCAGAUUUCAUCAUUUCAGGCAUGGUUUAUGCUCAUGUAACAAUUUCUGGUAACAUUUUAACAAAUAAAAAGAUGCAUUAAUACCAACUUGGUGUGACACAAGAGGCAAAUGUUUGGGUUGUUUGACCAUUUGGUCGGAUUUCGAUUCCUAGUCGGUGCGUAUGGAAAACUUAUGUUGGGAGUGGUCAACCCCUGAAAUAGUCUCAGCCAUUGCUUACAAGGGAUAUCAUGGUUUACAAAAAAAUGUAUUGAUUUAGCCUUUGGAUCCACAUACCCUCUUCAGUUUCGAUAGUUUGAUUCAAAGCUAACGAUUUAUUUCAAAGCUUCGGAUAUCAUGCUUUAUAACAACUCUGGAUUUAUUUAAACGACUCCCGAUUUUGUACCAAAUUGUUCUAUUAGCAACUUUUUAUAUAUAUUUAUAUGAAUUAAAAAGGUGUAUUCUACGUGUUUGCUUCGGAUAUCGGCUGUGCCUGUGCAUAUUAAGAGGAGUGUUAUUCAGACACAACAAUGUCAACAUGGUAUAAAAUAUGUUCAGCAUGAGUGAGUGUAAUCCAAGGAGAGAGGAUAAUUUAAAGACGAAACCAUAGGUUAAUGAGAAUUAAUAGUGGAUAAAAACUGGAUUGGGUGGUGCUCUAAGGUGGAGGAAGAGACAUUUGCUUGAAAGAGUUGAUGAAGUUUUUCCUUCAUUGCAUUUUGUACUUUCUUUGCUCAUUUGAACUUAUACCGAGUCUCGAAUGACUCUGAACGUAGUCUUCAUUUGUUAUUUUCUAUUUAUGCUCGUUAUGAAGUGAAACUUUA
Molecule: messenger RNA, 3075 nt
Organism: Medicago truncatula (barrel medic)
Lineage: Eukaryota; Viridiplantae; Streptophyta; Magnoliopsida; Fabales; Fabaceae
Product: putative pentatricopeptide repeat-containing protein At3g15930
Exons: 1
Coding region: 96-2330 (744 amino acids)
Biological process (GO): RNA modification
Molecular function (GO): RNA binding; protein binding; zinc ion binding
Source: RefSeq, a predicted model, not a curated record